Molecule: messenger RNA, 255 nt
Organism: Eubalaena glacialis (North Atlantic right whale)
Lineage: Eukaryota; Metazoa; Chordata; Mammalia; Artiodactyla; Balaenidae
Gene: SPINK7
Product: serine peptidase inhibitor Kazal type 7
Molecular function (GO): protein binding
Source: RefSeq, a predicted model, not a curated record
AUGAAGAUCAUUGGGGAUCUCCUUCUGUUCUGUACAGUGGCCCAUCUCUGCACCUGCUCAGAAGCUGCCAGUCUGCCUUUAAAAACAGUAGACUGCAGCAUUUACGAGAAGCACCCAGUGGUGGCCAUCCCCUGCCCCAUCACAUACCUGCCUGUUUGCGCUGACUACAUCACCUAUGGGAAUGAAUGCCACUUGUGUAUUGAGAGCUUGAAGAGUAAUGAAAAAGUUCAGUUUCUUCAUGAAGGAAGAUGUUAA